Molecule: messenger RNA, 1506 nt
Organism: Trematosphaeria pertusa
Lineage: Eukaryota; Fungi; Ascomycota; Dothideomycetes; Pleosporales; Trematosphaeriaceae
Product: general substrate transporter
Exons: 6
Coding region: 1-1506 (501 amino acids)
Biological process (GO): carbohydrate transport; transmembrane transport
Cellular component (GO): membrane
Molecular function (GO): carbohydrate:proton symporter activity
Source: RefSeq, a predicted model, not a curated record
AUGUGUCCGUUCCAGUAUGGCAUUGAUUUCAGCGCUAUCGGCGGUCUUCAAGCCAUGCCUGGCUUCCUGGAGGUCUUCGGCAACAAAGACCCCAGCAGCCCCAUUGGCUACAACAUCUCCCCGGGACGACAGCAGCUCAUCUCCUCGUUGAUGACCCUCGGAGCCUUUGUUAGUUCGUCGAGCGCCGGUAUCUUUGCAACGUGGCUCGGCCGACGCCACUGCCUGUGGAUGGCAUCAUUGCUGUGCUGCGUCUCCAAUCUGGUUAUGAUGCUAACCACGAAUCUGUCUGGAAUCUACGCUGGCCGCUUCUUGAUCGGUAUCGCAAACGGAUGGUACAUGACAUUUGCACAGCUCUACAUCCAGGAGAGCACACCAGCCCGAUACCGCGGUAUGAUGAUCUCCGUCUUCCAGUCCUGGACCUCCAUCGGCAGCCUUGUUGGCACUGUUGUCGACAACGCAACGCACAGCAUCCCGGGCAAAGACUCAUACCUGAUUCCGCUUGGCAUCAUCUAUGUCGUCCCCGUCCUGAUGUCCAUUGGCCUCUUCUUCAUUCCUGAGUCUCCCCGCUGGCUGCUCCUUGUGGAGAAGAACGACCAGGCUCGCCGGUCACUGAUGUGGAUGCGCCCUCACCAGGAUGCCGUGCAAGAAGAGAUGGACGACAUUCAGGCGGCUAUCCUCGCCGAGAAGGAGCUAGCGACUAGUGCAAGCUUCAUUGAUAUCUGGAAGAACCCGGUCGAUAGGCGAAGGACUCUCCUGGCUGUUGCAGCUGUAUCCAUCCAAGCGGCGUCUGGAGCUAUGUUCAUGAUCGCUUACGGAACCUACUUCUUCGAGAUGGCACACGUCGGAAACGCCUUCCAGAACUCCUGCAUCCUCACCGCUGUCGGCGUCUUUGUCAUCAUCGUCAACAGCUGCGUCAUCUCCAAAAUCGGCCGCCGACGCGUCUUCCUCAUGAUCGGCAUGGCCAUCUGCGGUGUCUCGCAGUUUAUCGUCGCUGCCGUCUACCACGUGCAUCCAGGCACCGUAGGAACAGGAAAGAAGGUCAUCGUCGCCAUGUCCGUCAUCUACAUCUGCGGCUACAACGGUAUGGUCGCAACCUACGCCUGGCUUGCGGGCGGCGAGAUCCCAUCCCAGCGUCUCCGGUCCUACACUUUCGGUAUCGCAGCCGCGGUCGGUUUCGCCGGCGCAUGGCUCGCCACCUUCACAGCGCCAUACUUCAUCAACCCCGAUGCUCUGAACUGGGGCCCUGAAUACGGCUGGAUUUGGGGGCCCUCUUGCCUGGUCACUGUCGUCUGGAUCUACUUCUUCCUGCCCGAGAUCAAGAACCGCACCCUCGAGGAGAUCGACGAGAUGUUCGAGGCGAAGCUACAAGCGCGCAAGUUCAGGAAGUAUGUGUGCACGGGAAGGCAUGUUAGCGAUGAGAAGAUUGUGGGGGAGAGUGACACUGUAGAAGAGAAGGUCUGGAGUAACGAGAAGGCUACUGCGGAGGCUACGGUGCAUAUUGAGUGA